Batrachochytrium dendrobatidis JAM81 is the source of this 501-nucleotide messenger RNA. RefSeq lists its product as uncharacterized. NCBI's taxonomy places the organism in Eukaryota, Fungi, Chytridiomycota, Chytridiomycetes, Rhizophydiales. Bases 1 to 426 code for a protein of 141 amino acids. The transcript has 2 exons. Gene Ontology annotation, cellular component: ribonuclease H2 complex. Gene Ontology annotation, biological process: RNA catabolic process. The record is from RefSeq and is a predicted model, not a curated record.
AUGGCGACUCUUGUUGAUGGAAGAGUUUUGGUUUCUGGACCGGAAAGUGCAGCUGCUGUUCAUCUCUUGCCUUGUCGAAUCCAACACAACGGUCCUGCCAACGUCACCAACUAUUUCGUUGUGAAUUCUUCCGAUUCCACUCAAACUGGCACUGUUUCGUCCACAUUCAGAGGACGAGGUUUACAGGGUGUUGCACUGACUGCUCCUUGUGAAUACUCGUUUGUUGUUUUAGCAAACACUCGCUCUCCUCAUGGAACUGAAGCAGAUCAUUACUGGAGACUGCAGAAUCGUUUUAAAAAUAUCACUGUAUGGGCUCAUGACGAACAUGCUCCUACACAACAAUCUGAACCAUUGUUGAAUCUACCCAACUGGAUCCAGUUGGCUACCGAGAUCCAUGAGCCUGUUCAUGUCUCAUCUGAAAAAUAAAUAUAUUCCAACUAUUUCAUGGACUAUCAGUAUAAACUUGGUCUACAAUCAAAUAGAUCAUCAUUACUAUCCAAA